AUUCUUACUUAACGGUCAAAUCUUCAUCUUCAACUUCUUCUUCUACGGCUUAUCUCCUCUGUAUUUUGCGGUAGCACAACAAUGGAACCAGCAAUAAUCUACUGGAAAAAUGUUCAAUGGAGAUUCGUGGAGGACGAACUGUACGAGCACAUUAACGCCCCGAAAUGGGUUGAUUUCACCGCGAUCCACGACGCUGUCGAUGAUGAGGCCUGGUUUUGUCGCCCUGAUUGUAAGCAUCCGAAAACUGCUGAAGAGCUACUUCGAGUAACUCCUUCGAAGCUUACAAGCCCUGGAUAUAGCUCUGAAACUGUUCGAUCCAGUGAUCGGAAGGGAAGAGAUAGAAAGUUGAAGGGAAGAGGGCAUCCUCAAUCAUCAAACAAUGAGAAUCAGAAUCCCAAUUUCUCAACACCUCAAAACCACACAGCCAAGUCUGUCUUCACUAAGGCAGAGAUCAAAUCCAGCACUGAGAAGAAGCCAAUGGCGGAGGAUGAACGACAGAAGAAUAGUGGGGCGGCUCCAUCGCUGAAAAGCACACUUUCAGCAAGGAACUUAUUUGCAGGGCGAGAUAUUCUGAACCAAAUUACAGAGUUUUGUAAUGAGAUAAAGAGAAUGGCAAUCAGGGUAAGGGAGGGAGAGGAUAAUAAGCAAUUGGCUGUGGAGAAAUGUGUAGAGAAGGAGGUUCCGUUGAAGGAUUCGGUGAAAGAGAGGAAGCCAUUUGGGGAACUCAGUGUAGAGAAAUCUGAUGGAUCAAUCAAUAACAGCAUGAAGCAUAAGAAAAGAAUCAAUAUCCAAACUGCCGGAGAUAGAGAAAACAUCCCGAUCUCUCUAGACUCGGAGAAGGUACGACGACACGAAAGAGAGGAUACUGCAGCACUGCAAAUCCGAACCAAUCCACCGUCUCCUCAAUGCUUUUCCAUGGCACCAAACAAGAUCACCCCUUCAAAGGGCACGAAAUCUAGAUUAAAGGAGAAGGAGAAGGAAAUGAUUGUAGAAUUGGGGAAGGAAAAGGUGUCAAAAAAGGUAUCGUCUUCUUCUUCUUCUUCUUCUUCUUCUUCUGCUGCUGUUGGUGAAAAAGAAGGUAGUAUAGCAUUGGAUGUUCUUUGGUUUCUCAAACCUUGCACUCUUUCAAAUUAAAGAAUCCCGAUAUGGUUUAAUUAUUUAAGCAUGAUUAGUGAUUCAGUCAAACUCGACCUAUUCCACUCUUCAA
Cucurbita maxima (winter squash) is the source of this 1207-nucleotide messenger RNA. RefSeq lists its product as uncharacterized. The transcript has 6 exons. The record is from RefSeq and is a predicted model, not a curated record. Bases 82 to 1134 code for a protein of 350 amino acids. Lineage: Eukaryota; Viridiplantae; Streptophyta; Magnoliopsida; Cucurbitales; Cucurbitaceae.